Debaryomyces fabryi is the source of this 828-nucleotide messenger RNA. It is a transcript of the gene PRO3, whose product is annotated as pyrroline-5-carboxylate reductase. The transcript has a single exon. Bases 1 to 828 code for a protein of 275 amino acids. Gene Ontology annotation, biological process: L-proline biosynthetic process. The record is from RefSeq and is a predicted model, not a curated record. Gene Ontology annotation, molecular function: pyrroline-5-carboxylate reductase activity. NCBI's taxonomy places the organism in Eukaryota, Fungi, Ascomycota, Pichiomycetes, Serinales, Debaryomycetaceae.
AUGAAAGAUUAUACAAUUACUGUCUUAGGAUGUGGUGUCAUGGGUACUGCUGUCACUUCAGCCAUCAUUAAAGCUAAGUUUGAACCAUACCCAUCAAAGAUUAUCUGCUGUACCAAUUCAGAAAAACUGUCGUCUGAAUUGAAAUCAAAAUUAGACAGUGACUUGAUAGAAACAUCGUUUGGUUCAGAGUCGAACAACAAAGCAGUUGCAAAGGCAGAUAUUGUGAUUUUGGGGUGUAAACCAUUUAUGUUCAAGGAUGUAUACGAACAAGUCAAAGACUCAUUAAGUGGUGAUCAAUUAAUUAUUUCGUUAUUAGCCGGAACUACUAUUGAAGAAUUAAGUAUUAUGUCACCAUAUGUAGCCAAGGUUAUGACUAAUACUCCAGCUCAGUUUGGAUGUGGUAUGGCAGUUGUUUCAUUCUCAGCCGAAGCCGAGCCUAAAUAUUCUGAUUUGGUCAUGAAAUUGAUUGAUCCAGUUGGCAAAGCCAUGAAAUUACCAGAAAAAAAUAUGGAUGCUGCAACAGCAUUGGUUGGAUCAGGUCCUGCUUUUUGCUUGUUAAUGAUGGAAGCAUUAGUUGAUGGCGGUAUUAGAAUGGGGCUUCCAUAUGCUGUGGCCAAGGAAUCCGCCGCAAAAGUUAUGGAAGGUACCGCAAAGAUGGUCUUAGAAACUGGUGAACAUCCUGCCGCUUUAAAAAGUAAAAUCUGUACACCUGGUGGAACUACAAUUGGUGGUUUAUUAAAAAUGGAAGAUGCUGGUGUUAGAGGAGGUAUUGCGAGAGCAGUCGAAGAAGCUGCUAAUAUUUCCGCCUCCUUUGCUAAAAAGAAAUAG